AUGCCGGAAAGAGCGGAUGCCAGCUCCGGAAUGGUGCUUCUCACGGGAAACUCGCACCCCGAAUUGGCCAAAAUGGUUUCGGAGAGACUCGAAAUUCGUCUCGGAGAGGCAACGGUUUACAACAAAACCAACAGAGGUAACUGCUAAAUUUCUGCUGUUUUUAGUGUAAUUCUUUACUUUUUCCAGAAACAUCCGUCGACAUCAAGCAAUCGGUUCGCGGAAAGCACGUCUUCAUCCUUCAGAGCGGUUCGAAGUGAGUCCAUCGAUCGAUAACUGAUCGCCGGCCUUAAUUUCCAACUUGGCGCACGCUGAUAACUGUCAUAAAUCAAAAUGCACUUUGCAGGAACGUGAACAACGACGUCAUGGAGCUUCUGGUGCUUAUUUACGCGUGCAAAACGUCCAUGUCGAAGACGAUCACUGUCAUCAUGCCAUAUCUCCCGUACAGUAAGCAGUGCAGAAUGCUCCGUCGCUCCUCCAUCGCCAUGAAACUCGUCGCCGAGAUGAUUUGCAAAGCUGGUCAGUUUUGGGCGCUGUGAAUGGAAGAUUAUCCCUGUGAUUAUCUUAAGUCCGUCUGAUCGCGUCGUUUUGUGGCUCUUGGCUGGGCAUGAAAGUCUUGCCUAAGCCAGUGAAACGGAAGCAAUAUAAUUUCCGCUCGCCGUGGCAUAAAUCAUGUCAAUGAAAUGAAAUGCAAGGCGUGCGCGUAUGAGUAACAUAGCAACAAAAAACGAGCACAAUACGUAAAAAGAAACGAAAUUCCAGGUGCCAGUCGCUUGGUGUCGUUGGAUUUGUACAAGAAGGAGAUACAGGGAUUCUUUUCUUGCCCCGUCGACAACCUCCGCGCAUCGCCGUUCUUCUUGCAACAUAUCAAAACCAACGUAGGAUGGACAACGUUAUUCGCUCAUUAACACAACGUUUCUUUCAGAUCCCUGACUACAAGAACGCAAUCAUCGUCGCCAAAUCGCCGGGAGUGAUGAACAAGGCCACGUCGUACGCGGACCGUCUUCGCCUUGGUAAGCACUUGGCCCUGCAUAGUUCCGCUUCCCGUAGUCAUUAAUCCCCCAUAUAGCUCAAUCAUCUUUUUGCAGGAUGUGAGUUAUAAUUUUAAGAAUGAGUGGUAAAUUAUCAUAUAGCUGAUAUGAUUGGCGAGUUGACAGACAUGAGGAGUUUUAAGUCGAAACGAUUUUUUGCUCUUGAUAUCUCAAUUUGUGGUGAAUGUUGUCUGUCAACGACGACUCACUUGCACUCUUUUCCGAAACUUAACUUCUAUCACCUAUCCGCUCCAUUUCAAUGGUUUUGCGUACUCCCCUUGUUUGUCUCGUUUGUCCAUCACAAGCAAAUUGAGUUGAGAAUGGAUAAAUAUUUUGGUUUCUUCAGGUGUGGCCGUCAUCCACGGAGAGGUGAAGGAUGAGGAAGAGUCGGGUCUCGAGGACGGACGCCAGUCGCCGCCGCCGAAUGUCACGUCGUACGACCUGUUCCCAUCUCAGGAGUCGAAGCAAAAGCCGCCACUCACGGUCGUCGGAGAUGUCGGAGGACGCAUUGCCAUCAUGGUCGACGAUAUCAUAGACGACGCGCAGUCGUUCGUGGCCGCCGCCGAGGUGCUCAAGGCUCGUGGAGCCUACAAGAUCUACGUGAUCGCCACGCACGGAGUGCUCUCGUCUGAUGCUCCGGCCCUGCUGGAAGCCUCUCCAAUCACUGAGGUGAGCCUUGCCCAGUGAAAUCAUUAAUUUACACAAUAUUUUCAGGUGAUCGUCACCAACACUGUGCCGCACGACCUGCAAAAGAUGCGCUGCCACAAGAUCAAGACGGUCGACAUCUCGCUGAUGCUCUGCGAGGCAAUCCGUCGUAUCUUCCACAACGAGUCGAUGGGACAGCUCUUCCGUGACGUCACCCUCGACGACUAA
This is a messenger RNA of Caenorhabditis sp. 36 PRJEB53466, 1901 nucleotides long. Lineage: Eukaryota; Metazoa; Nematoda; Chromadorea; Rhabditida; Rhabditidae. The record is from the annotation of a GenBank genome assembly.